Messenger RNA from Camelus dromedarius (Arabian camel), 2299 nucleotides. RefSeq names its product pyruvate dehydrogenase complex component X (gene PDHX). Gene Ontology annotation, molecular function: acyltransferase activity. The record is from RefSeq and is a predicted model, not a curated record. Gene Ontology annotation, biological process: pyruvate decarboxylation to acetyl-CoA. The coding region runs from base 1 to 1539 and encodes 512 amino acids. NCBI's taxonomy places the organism in Eukaryota, Metazoa, Chordata, Mammalia, Artiodactyla, Camelidae. The transcript has 11 exons. Gene Ontology annotation, cellular component: mitochondrion; pyruvate dehydrogenase complex.
AUGCUGAGGGCAGCCCGAGAGAAGGCCGGGAAGAUGGCGGCCUCCUGGAGGCUGCGCUGUGACCCGCGGCUGCUGCGUUGCCUCCUGGACUUCGGCGGCCGCCGAAGCCCAGGGCUGGUUAAGGGGGCUUCUGGGUGGCCUUUGGGCCGCGGAGCUAGUUGGAGAUGGUUUCACAACACGCAGUGGCUGCGGGCUGGUCCUAUUAAGAUAUUAAUGCCAUCACUGUCUCCUACAAUGGAAGAAGGGAACAUUGUGAAAUGGCUGAAAAAGGAAGGUGAAGCAGUGAGUGCUGGAGAUGCCUUAUGUGAAAUAGAGACCGACAAAGCUGUGGUUACCUUAGAUGCAAGUGAUGAUGGCAUCUUGGCCAAAAUAGUGGUUGAAGAAGGAUCUAAAAAUAUACGGCUAGGUUCACUAAUUGGUUUGCUAGUUGAAGAAGGAGAAGAUUGGAAACAUGUUGAAAUUCCCAAAGACAUAGGUCCUCCGUCACCAGCUUCAGAACCAUCAGUGCCUCGCCCCUCACCAGAACCACAGGUUUCUACCCCUGUCCAAAAGGAACACACACCGGGGAAACUGCAGUUCCGUUUAAGUCCAGCUGCCCGUAAUAUUCUGGAAAAACACGCACUGGAUGCUAACCAGGGCGCAGCCACUGGCCCUCGAGGGAUAUUCACUAAGGAGGAUGCUCUCAAACUGGUCCAGUUGAAACAGAUGGGCAAGAGUCCUGAAGCCAGACCCACCCCAACCAUUCCAGCCACUCCCACAACACCUUUGCCCCCCCAGGCCACUGCCGUGCCAUCUUAUCCUCGGCCAAUGAUUCCACCAGUAUCAACUCCUGGACAACCUAAUGUAGCGGGCACAUUCACUGAAAUCCCUGCUAGCAAUAUUAGAAGAGUUAUUGCUAAGAGGCUAACUGAAUCUAAAAGUACUAUACCUCAUGCGUAUGCAACUGCUGACUGUGACCUUGGAGCUGUUUUAAAAGCUAGACAAAAUCUCAUCAGAGAUGACAUUAAAGUAUCAGUGAAUGAUUUCAUCAUCAAGGCAGCGGCUGUUACCCUUAAACAAAUGCCGAGUGUUAAUGUAAGCUGGGAUGGAGAGGGCCCAAAGCAACUGCCCUUUAUUGACAUUUCAGUGGCUGUGGCAACAGAUAAAGGUCUAAUUACACCAAUUAUAAAAGAUGCUGCUGCUAAGGGUCUACAGGAAAUUGCUGUCUCUGUAAAGGCUCUAUCAAAGAAAGCCAGAGAUGGAAAACUGUUACCUGAAGAAUACCAAGGAGGCUCUUUUAGUAUUUCCAACUUGGGGAUGUUUGGCAUCGAUGAGUUUACCGCAGUGAUCAACCCACCUCAGGCCUGCAUUUUGGCUGUUGGGAGAUUCCGACCUGUGCUGAAGCUCACUCAGGAUGACGAGGGGAACAACAGGCUGCAGCAGCGCCAGCUCAUCACCGUCACGAUGUCGAGUGACAGCCGCGUGGUGGAUGAUGAGCUGGCUACCAGGUUUCUUGAAAGUUUUAAAGCAAACCUAGAGAAUCCUAUUCGACUUGCCUAGUUCGUCAAAGAGAAGAAGUUGGUCUUUGGCUUAGUGAAUUGUAUAGUUGUUACUGAGAAACAUACACUAUAGGAAAACAGUUAGGUAUUUAAGUGUGAAGUGGAUGAAGUGUUUAUUUAUUUUAGGUGAAAGAGUUUGACCCAAGUUGUCGUCGUUUUCAACUUGGUUUUAAUGUUAAAGAAAUAAAUAACAAACUGUAACUAACAGAAGAGGACAUCUGGUUAGUCAGAUCCAUUUUUAAUUUAACCACUGGUGCUGUACAAAAGGGAUGUUAAAGUAGAUGUAAAUUAAAUUGUGUGUUUGGCUCAUUGGAGCAUUUUACAAUAUUGGAGAAUGUAUGAUAAAUUGUAAAAUCAAAAAGUUGUUAGAACUCUACCUUAAUUGUGUUGAAAUUAGAAGUGGUCUUCAGAGAGAUGCCCGUUAACAUAGCAGUGGGACCUCACUUUUACAAGCACUGCUCUAGAUAUACUUGAACCAUUUAAUAUGUACAGACGUUUAUUCUGGAUAGUAGUAAAUAAAUAAGAAUCACGCUGUACUAGGGGUUGUGGCAACAUUAUUGAAUUUUUUUAUGUAUAUAAAGCCAUAUGUUUUAGAGUAGUUUCUAUCAGUCUUAUUUUACACUUCCAUGACACUGUGAACUAAAGAAGAAUAAUUUAAAAAAAAAAUUAAAAGUGAAGAAAGAGACCAAAAAAAGUGUUUGUUUCAAUAAUAAACUAUAGUUAAAAUAUCUAAGCCUUCAGAAAUAAACUGCUCACCUUCA